Staurois parvus is the source of this 315-nucleotide messenger RNA. NCBI's taxonomy places the organism in Eukaryota, Metazoa, Chordata, Amphibia, Anura, Ranidae. The record is from the annotation of a GenBank genome assembly.
UUUUCUGGACACGUUCUGGUUACUAAAGAUGGUGAGAAGGUGGAUCCCGAGGAAGCUUUGCAGAAUAAAAUAGUUGGCUUGUUUUUCUCAGCGGCCUGGUGUUCGCCCUGCAGGGAUUUCACCCCUGUGUUGUGUGACUUCUAUAGCGAGCUGGUGGAAGAGGCUGACCCUCCUGCACAGUUUGAAAUUGUAUUCAUCUCUUCAGAUAAGAGUGCAGAAGAUAUGGUGGAUUACAUGCAUGACAUUGCAUGGAGAAUGGCUGGCAGUACCCUGGCACAAUCCAUACAGACAGUAAGUUUCCUGGCUCCAGGAUAG